Molecule: messenger RNA, 1464 nt
Organism: Phasianus colchicus (ring-necked pheasant)
Lineage: Eukaryota; Metazoa; Chordata; Aves; Galliformes; Phasianidae
Source: RefSeq, a predicted model, not a curated record
AAUCAAUUGGCUCCAAUUCCGUUAAUUGAAACAUGUUGAAACAGAGCCGCCUCCAGCACUUCCGCUCUCGACCGGAAGUGCAGAGGGGAGCGCAUGCGCGCUGCGUAGUACUGACUAGCGCGAAGUGAAGCGAGUUCUGCGCAUGCGCAACUCUCGAGGAAUUGACGCGUGCGCUGUGUGAGCUUGAGUUGGCGCAUGCGCAGUUGCAUUUUCGACGUUAUUAAAGGAUUUGAGUAGUGCGCAUGCGCAACAUCCGGCUUUUGACGCAUGCGCUAUGAGAUGCUGUGUGCUGCGCACGCGCCGCUUACCUGUAUUGCGCAUGCGCAUUGUGUCCUUUCAUGCAGCGCAUGCGUACUGCGCGUGUGGCACUCGCUUGUUAUGCUGCGCAUGCGCUGUUUUCUGGUUAGCAGUGCUAUGCGCAUGCGCGCUUCCUGUAUAGGGCGCAUGCGCAUUGUUUACACUAUUUGGCGCAUGCGCAUUCCUUCUUAUUGCGUAUGCUGCGCAUGCGCGCUAGACGUGUUCGAAUAGAGCGCAUGCGCACUGAAGCUGCUGCUUCUUUUGCGCAUGCGCGGAGCGCGCAGUUUGAAUCCUGCGCAUGCGCAGUGUCGUUUUCAUACCGAGCUUGGCUAGCGAACGGGCUCCGGUGGCGACCUCGCUGUGGCCGCUUCCAUCCCAUAAUGGCUGCCGAGGAGCUGGAGGAUUUGUGCUCCCACAUCAACGCCAAGAUCGGCUGCGUGAAGAAGCUGCUCCAAUUAAGGGCUAUCGGGAGGGAGGCGUCGUUGAAGGCGGUGCUGGCCAACGUAGGGCAGGAGAUGGCGGUGCUGCACGGCUUGCUGGGGGAGUUGGAAGGAGAAGUCAAUCAGCGGCGGCAAUUAGCAGCCCUGCUGCAGGAAACGAGGAAACGGGUGGAAGAGGAAAAGAUGGAAGCGGAGCUGUUGCAGAGGAACUUCCCGCUGGAGCUGAGCUUGAAAAAGGAGCCUCGGCUCGUUAAGAAGCCAAUUAAGGAGGCUGAGUUCGUUAAGGAGCCGGUGUUAAUUAGCGUGGAGGAGUUUGAGAACGUUCCAGGGUGAGGAAGUUGGGCUUGCAGCUCAUUUGGCCCCAUUCGAUUCGCUGCCCGCUGUCGUUUUUCCUUCCUUUCUUCCCUUCUUCCGGCUUGGGGUUAAUUAACAUCUUCGUUAAUUACGUUGAGGAGGGGUUAGUUUUAAUUAGCCUGUUCCGUUUCUUGCUCUGUUUCCUGCUCUCUUUCCCCUCUGCUUCCAUUUCCUGCUCCGUUUCCGCUCUGUUUCUGGUUUUCAGGUCUGUUUCCUCUUCUAUUUCUUCCCUGUUUCCACUUAUAGGAUUCGGUUUCCUCCUUAUUUCCCCUUAUUGGACUCUAUUUCCUCCCUAUUUCCUUAUAUAGGAUUCUAUUUCCUCCCUACUUCCCCUUAUUGGACUCUAUUUCCUCCCUACUUCCCCUUAUUGGAC